AUGGCGCUGUGGAGGCGCCCGGUUGCGAUCGGGCUCGGGAUCCUUCUGGUUGUGGCGCUGCUGGUGGUCGGUGAGGGAGAAGCAUUCCGGCUGCGAGAGCACGGUGCUCAGGACGAGCGGUUGGCGGUAGUGCGGCGGGGCGUUGGACCACGUCCGAGGGUGUCUGAGGGUGUGUGGGGGGUUGCAGGCCGCAAAUCGUGGUCAGUGCGCGACAACGACGACGAAGAAGAGGAUAAGGAGGACGAGGAGGAGGAGGAGGUAGAAGAAGACGAAAAGGACGACGACGAUGAUGAUGACGACGAUGAUGGUGAAGAAGAGUCGCAAGAGCAAGCCGCCAUUCGGAAGGCCACACAGGAGCGGUUGCUGAGGGCACGUGGAGGUGUGAAAGGCCGGAUAAGGUCAAUGGAGGGUCCGGUAAAGGGUGGGCGCGGGGUACGCAUCCCCCAGCAGGAGGUGAGCGGUGACGACGCUGAAGAGCAGCAAACCGAACCGAGCUCUAUUUUUAACCUGUUCGGUUUGCUUAGCGCAAAACGGGCGGCCAUUGACGAGCGCGCAACGAUGACGACAACGAACGAUGACGACAGAGAUGACGGAGGUAGAGCACCUCGAAAGCUGGGUGGAAAGAAGCGCCAAGGUGGGAAAGGUUCCUCCAAGCACGAGGCGGAAGUAGAAGAUCCACCAGCAGAGGACGAUAGUUGGUUGGAGCGGUUGAAGAAGACGCUUGGUCUAGGUGAAGCAGAAGAACAGCAGGUUGAGCCAGCAAAAGCGGAAGAGGACGGGCUGUUCGAGUGGCUGUUUCCGUCCCACUCAGCUGACAGUGACAAGGAGCGAGAGAACCCCAUCAUCAACCUGCUGACAAGCUGGCUGCAGUCUGGAGAGAACGCAGGUGACUCAAGCGAAGAGAUCCGCAUCCGCCCGAUCGGCUCUCGAGCGGAAGAAGAGGACGAAGAGGACGACGAGAAGACCGACGGUCGGAAGAAGCAGAGUGGUGAUUCAACCCUAGUGCGGCUGUUGAACCAUAGCCCUAUCACGGCACUGUUUGGAGCCGAUGAUCUGCCCACAGAACCACCUGUCGAAGCUGGCCCGAAACGCCAAAAACGCGCUGUACCGGGACCUUCACGUGUGUUGAAGCAACGCAUCGCCAUCUCACCGGAGGACUUCGAACAGCUGCUGCUACGUGUGCCCUCCUUCGUGCCGGACUACUCGCGUGUGCAGGGUGAGGAGUGCCGCAAGCAGGGUCGCAUCUUUGAGCGUCAGUUGCGGGGUCGACGACUCUGGGCGUUGCAGAUGGUAGACGCUAGCGCACGUCUUGCGUCAGGGUUGCUGCGAGGUAACGCGAAUCAGCUUGGUGACUUCGACCUCUGUACCGGGAUCGCUACACGGGUGAGAGUGCGAGAAGACGAGCUGGUGCGGAUGCGUGGCAAGUACUGCUUGGCACAUGUUGAUGUCGUGGCAGAGGACGCUGAGCUGAGGCUCCCGGUACACCUGCUGCAGGGUGGUGGCUUCGUUAAGAGCACACUAAACGACCCGGAUCACUUCCUGCCGCGGUUCACGACCAUCAACUGGGGUAUCUGCCUACCGGCGGCUUGCUCGUUUGAAGAUGCCGGUAGCAUUGUGGAGCACUUCGUUCGUCCGUACAACUCCACCGGCAUCAAGCUGUUCCUCGAGCUGGAGGAAGCUAACUGUCACGUACGUCAGGUACGCACCUGGUCACGUUUACUCAAAGACAACUGGCAGCUUGUGGCAGUACUUGGAUUCUACACCUUCGUGGCGGUGGUGACACUGGUAGCGACCUUCAACGACUACGAGAUCUUCAUCAAGAUCGAGCCACCGUCAACGAGGGACUCACCUACCGAUCCACCAGAGCAACGCACCACCAACGUCUUCCACCAAACGUUGAUGGCGUUCUCACUGAAGAAGACGCUUCCGCAGUUGUUUGGCGUCACAGCCAAUGAGGAACGACCGAACGAUCUACCCUUCCUAGACGGGCUGAAGGCGUUCGCUAGUGCGGCUCUGUUUCUCGCCCUACGACUCGUCCCGCUCGGCUUUCAGCCGUUCACCAACCGAAACGAGUUCACCGAACACUUCACCGCACCGUGGAGCGUUGUUCUGCGACUACUCAUGCUGUAUGCGGACGUGUUUUUGGUCGUGAGCGGGUUCCUUGCUGCAUAUCACAUGGCAAGGGAGUACCGCGAGCGGGCCCGUGUGCCUUGGUUUAAGCGCAUCGCCGGACGAUACCUUAGGCUGGCGUUCCCGCUCGUGCCAGUGCUGGUGUUCUAUGCGUGGGUUUGGGAACACCUUGGCAGCGGCCCGCAGUGGGGUGAUGUGGUGACCAAAAACGCGGACCUCUGCAAACACGGCUACCUUAGUAACCUGCUCUUCGUACACAACUGGUACCCGAUUGAAGAGACCUGCGCUCCACACACCUUCCAGCUGGCUAUUGAGAUGCAGCUGAGUGUGUUAGCUCCGUUCCUUAUGGUGGUGCUUGUACGCAGCCCAUUCUACGGUACAGCUGCGUACGUGCUGCUGAGCGCCUUAUCAACUGCAAUCCGCUUCGCAGCAACAACCGAAGACCGACUAACACCGUACGUCUUCCACGGAGUUCGACUGACACAACUAUACCGCACACUCAACCUAUCGUUCGCGGAGACACUCCAUCGGUUGACGCCUUACCUGGCCGGGUUUGGUCUAGGGUAUCUUCUGCAGGAAACAGGCCGUCAGCGACAUGAGCGCGGUGUACGCUGUGCUGGUUGGCUCGGGGCCUCCAUCGCCCUUCUCUGGUGCGUCAUCUUCCCACUCGACAUCUCGCGCAAGGACUUCCGGUACGAGCCGGGUGAUGCGGCACAGUUCGCCGCCUUAGCACCACUCUCCUGGGCGCUCGGACUCUGCUGGAUCAUCUACUACUGUGCGACUGAACAGCAAAGUCGGUUAAACCGGCUGCUCAGCUCUCGCCCACUCGUCUGCCUCGGGCGACUCUCGUACGCGCUGUCACUCGUGCAGUUCCUCGUGUUCUUCUACUUCGCUGGAUCGACGCGUGGUAGCGAGGUGUUCAGCUUCGCCGGGUACAUCAACCGCACCGAAGUUUGCCUCGUGCUUGGAGCGGCGCUUCUGCUCACGCUACUCUUCGACCUGCCCAUCCAGAACGUGAAACGAUUACUCGACCAGUCCGGUGUGUUUGAGCAGCUCGAGACACCCGAGCCGGUGCCAGCUCCAGAGAAGAGCGUAGAACCCGAGAUACAGGAGGAACCUAGCGUAGUGGAGGAGUCACCGGCCGAUUUCGUCAGCCCAUUCGACGGACAGGAUGAGGACGAUGGUAUCUGGUUGCGGAACCGUACCACCGAACCAGAAGAACCACCUGCGGUUGAGGUGGAGGACUUUUGGGCACAGUCGGACGAAGCUGACCGAAGUGACGUGCCGGUGGAACCGGCCGAGGAUCGUCGGAAGCAGGAACCAGAGAUAGUAGCACAGGAAGAGCAGGAGGAUGAAGAGCAGGAGGAAGAAGAGCAAGAAGAAGAAGAGGAAGAGGAAGAGGAAGACGAGGAGGAGAUCGAUGAAGAGAAGGAGGUAAAAAGACGACCUGCGGCAAAUGGCGGCGCCACGUGGUCUCGCCUGUAGACGAUCGGUUCGGUUUGGUAGUUUGUA
Molecule: messenger RNA, 3642 nt
Organism: Anopheles nili
Lineage: Eukaryota; Metazoa; Arthropoda; Insecta; Diptera; Culicidae
Product: nose resistant to fluoxetine protein 6-like
Exons: 5
Coding region: 1-3615 (1204 amino acids)
Molecular function (GO): acyltransferase activity, transferring groups other than amino-acyl groups
Source: RefSeq, a predicted model, not a curated record